Molecule: messenger RNA, 2082 nt
Organism: Adineta ricciae
Lineage: Eukaryota; Metazoa; Rotifera; Eurotatoria; Adinetida; Adinetidae
Source: the annotation of a GenBank genome assembly
AUGUCAAAAAAAGUGCCAAACCUUUGUCUAUAUAAUGGUUUAGCAUUCUAUGAAAUACCAGAUUGUUUGAAAAUCUUGACCGAAUUGGAGGAAAGAUUGAUAUCACCGAGAAUCCCUUUCAUGGUAAUUCGAACUCUAGGUUAUUGUAAACAAUUUGGUCUCAAAGGUAAUUUAGUAAAUGUUCCCAUGAAUGUUGACACAAAUGCGUCAAUAUUGCCUCGAAGCUUUAGUGAUACUCAUACGAUUCAGUUGAAACUCAUGAGACAAAUGAAAAAUAAAAACGCUUUUAUGUAUGAAACUAUUCGACCAAAAGUUGUACAUACCGUGAUAGCUUAUCUUGUUGAACAAGAAUUAUAUAGAGAUGAAGGUAUUGUCAUAUCGAGUGAUUGGAUUAAGAAAUAUUCGAGCGAAAAAGAAAAUUUCUUUGUCAAUAACGAAGAUAAAAAGUUUGAUGAAAAUGAAAAGACAGCGGAAAGUUUUGAUCAUGAUGACAAUUGGAAUGAAUGCGAUGACAAACCAGUUAAUCCAACGGUUAUCGAAACGUUGUUGAAUGAUGAGACCGAGGAUUCGAAUGAUAUUGGUAUUAAAUUUGCCCCAGCAGAGAAUAACAGACCUAUAUCUAUUUUAAUGGAUUUGAAAGUUGACGAAUUAACAUUUCCAAAGAUCUAUUGUGGGAAACAACGAAAAAUUAAAGAAAAUACCAAGUUAACAUACGCUAAAAUUGCAAAGUCAGAAUUAAGAAUGUUUGAUAGAAGAUGUGGUCGAGUGUCGAAACUCUUUUUCACAUAUAAAAAGCUAGAAACAAGAAAAUUCUCUGAUGCUAUUUCAAUAAAUCUGAGAAAGACAAAAAAUGCAACUGUUGCACAAAUGCUUAAUCGAGAUUAUGUCAAUGGAUUGAUACACAGCGAUGAUGCCUUUACAUUCUUAAGAUUUGAUCGAUCUUCACCAGCAUUCUGGGAGCUUAAGAAAAAGGAACUAAUGACUAUGAACAGACAGUUGGGUUGUGCCGCAUUAUUUUUAACUCUAUCAGCAGCAGAAACGAAAUGGUCAGAACUUAUUGUGAUAUUGACCCAGGUGUUGGAAAAUAAAGUAAUAACAUUAGAAGAAGCACAAAAUAUGAACUACGAAAAGAAGUGUGAUUUGAUAAGGAACGAUCCUGUGACAUGUGUUCGCUAUUUUGAACAUAGAAUAAAAUGUCUUUGGGAAAUAUUAUCAGCUCCUAGUGGCCCAUUUCAAGGCUACGAAUUAGAAGACAAAUAUGUCAGAGUUGAAUUCCAGGCUCGUGGUUCACCACAUAUUCAUGCUUUAAUACAGAGGGUUGGUCCAAUUGAUCAACGAAAAAAGGGUGAAGGUGUUGCUUUGGUAUUAUUGAAACGAUUAUCUGAUGCUGUUCGAGACUCUGAUUCAAUCUACUGUGUUAUUCGGGAUAUAGUUUCGUAUCCUAGAAAUAAGUUGAAUAAAAGCGAUUGUCUAAAUUCACCCUUGGAUAUUCAAUUCGAAUUAUUAAAUGAUAUUUAUACUGUGCGAAAUCGAAUUGACUUGUCGCAAGUAUUGUAUGUUGAAAUAGAUCAUGCUGAUAAAGAAUAUGAUGUUUUUCAUAAAGCAAAGAUAAUCAGCGACUUUUUUAACCGAUGUGAAACGGACAGUCACCUUUGUUUUGGUAGUAUAGCAUCAAACAUUGGCGAUACACAACAUGCAGCUGGUAUUGCUUCUUUAAUUAAAGUAUCGUUAAUGAUCAAAAAUCGUAUGAUACCACCACAAAAGAACUAUGAUCAAACUAUAGCAAAGGCUGAAUCUAAAACUUGUGGCUUAUAUAUGGUGAAAGAAUUAUCAUUGUUUCCAGCGGAUAAACCAGUGAAAAUUUGCAUUAGUGGCAAUUACGCUCACGCUAUCAUAGAGGAGUGGUUAGAGCUAAGCGGAUCGCAUUGUAAUAAAAUAAUGGCACGCGAGAAUGCAGAAAGCACAGGGAUACAAAUGUGUGAGCAGCAGUACUACGUCAUAGUUAUUACAGGUAAAUGUGACAGCUUAUCAACAGUGAAACUAGAUUCUAAAAGUUCUGUUAUUUUAUCUGUUGUUAGCUAA